AUGAGAAAUUUAACCCAGGCACUGCUUGCACUGUCUGUUGCCUGUGCUCAUGCAGCGUCCCAAGACCCAGGCUCUGGAAACCUGCAACGCCCUCAGGUAGUUGUUUGGGUCGAUGAAGAUGGAAAUCCAUUCCGUACAGAGACCCUCUCUGUCUUUACUACGACAAUUCGACAAAUGCCUACAACCUUCCCAUCCCAAUCAACACCCACAAAAAUCGCCAGCCAGACUCUAUUCACACAAACAAGACCACAACCGACAGAGAGUGAUACACAUCUAGCAGGCACCAGACCCGAAAAGCACCCACUGCCAAAUUAUAACCCUCCACAUCAUGAACCGACUCGACCCAACUCCGACAACCGUCCGUACGGCAUAUCCUACUCCCCCUACAAUGCAGACAGAAGCUGCAAAACCCAAGAAGAGGUAAACCAAGACGUCGCAAAACUCGCCGAAUACUCCUUCAUCCGUAUCUAUGGCACAGACUGCGACCAAGCAAAAACUCUAGCAACAGCAGCGCGCCUCCACACCAUGCAAGUAUUUGGCGGAAUAUACGACCUCACGGAUUUCCCAAACAGUCUCAAAGCCUUCGAUGAAGCCGCAACACUGCCAAAUGGCAAGAAAGACUGGGCCGUCUUUCACACCAUAGCCAUCGGCAACGAACUAGUCAACAGCAACAUGUACUCUCCAGCCGAAGUAACCGCAGCCCUAAGUGAAGCAAGAGGUUAUCUUCGCAGCUACGGAUACAAUGGACCCGUAGUAACAGUGGACACAUUCUCCGUCCUCCUAAAACACCCGGACCUAUGCCACGCCUCAGACUACUGUGCCGCAAACUGCCACGCUUUCUUCGACAACACGCAACAGCCGCAUAAUGCAGGCCCUUACGCGCUGGAACAGGCACACGCUGUUUCAGCCGCAGCUGGUGGGAAAAGGACCGUGAUUACGGAAUCGGGCUGGCCUCAUGCUGGGUUGACGAAUGGUGCUGCGGUUCCGUCGAGGGAUAAUCAGCAGGUUGCUGUUGAGAGUUUGAAGAGUAGCUUUGCGCAUCGCGGGGAUGAUCUUGUGCUUUUUACGGCUUUUGAUGAUUUGUGGAAACCGGAUAAUCAGUUUACAUUUGAUGCCGAACGGUUUUGGGGUAUUAAUGAGAGGUAA
This is a messenger RNA of Penicillium taxi, 1146 nucleotides long. It is a transcript of the gene scw4, whose product is annotated as putative cell wall glucanase (Scw4). The record is from RefSeq and is a predicted model, not a curated record. Gene Ontology annotation, molecular function: 1,3-beta-glucanosyltransferase activity; glucan endo-1,3-beta-D-glucosidase activity. The transcript has 3 exons. Lineage: Eukaryota; Fungi; Ascomycota; Eurotiomycetes; Eurotiales; Aspergillaceae. Gene Ontology annotation, cellular component: extracellular region; cell surface; fungal-type cell wall. Gene Ontology annotation, biological process: cell wall organization. The coding region runs from base 1 to 1146 and encodes 381 amino acids.